UCAACUCGUUGUUAUGGGAGGAAAGCCAAGCUGAAACAACGAAGAUUUGAAAAACGUAUUUCACUCAUACCUGUUGCUGCUUAUUCAGUUGGAUAGAAAAAGCGAUCUAACGUUAAAAUGUCUUCGACUGAAGGUUUAAAUGUAUUACGAGAGAGGAAUCAAGACUUGUUGCUGCAGCUGAGGCACCAAACAGAAAGACUAAAAAAAAGUAUGAGGUCCGAAGCAAGCAUAACUAGAGUUAAUUCAGAAGCAACCGCACAAAACAUGACUAGUGGACAACGUUCGGUGGUUGAAAAGGACAGUACAAUAACGGAGGUCAGCCACCUCUUGUUGGUGCAGAACGAAGAGAAUCGAAACCCAGCAGACUUUAUGGUUACACUUACUGACGCCAACCGUGGUCCUGCUGCACGGGCUGCCCUCGGAAAACCCGCUGUGCGGUUCAAUGAGAUAAUCACCGUAGCCCCACUGAGAACGGCUGCACCAUCUCUGAUGAUUGAAACCUCACAAAGCCAUGUUGGGGAUGGUCAAGCGGUGUAUACUGGACUUCUCCGAGAUCGAGGCAACAGCCGGACCAGAGGCCACGUUAGAUCCCAAGUCUCCAGGAGAUCCGACGCUAGACCCGUUGUCUACAACCAAGAGCAAGUAUGGAGAGAGAUGGGCCGAGUCACAGAGCAGCCUCCUGGCUGGGAGCAGGGAACAGCAUCUGACAGACGCCGCAUGCAGCCUUUACUUGGCUACGACUGGAUAGCAGGUCUUCUGGAUGCUGAGAGCUCCCUCACGGAACGCUCUGAAGAGUUCUUCAGUGACCUGCGGACGUUCCGACAAGUCAACAGAGACCAGUGUGUCCACAGCCUGCAUGUAGGAUUACUUGAGGAUGAAGUCCCUCCCCAACAUUUGUCGGCAGAGGAGGAAGCCACAGAGCAAACAGACACUCAUCAGUGUACGUUCUGUUACAGGAUCAACGGAAGGUUGUUCCCAGCUUCUCUGGACCCUCAGGAGUCCUGUCCCGUGUGUAAGAUGCCCAAAGCUGACCACCCCCACUCUGCAGCCGAGCCUGCUUUCAUCAGGGUGAGCAUCCCUCGGUCCACCCUCCUGCCAGCCUACCAGUACAAGGCCCACCGGCGCUGCAGCUUCGACCCCUCAGACAGCCUUGGGUUGCCUUCACACUGUCUCUCAGGCUGGUCGAACCCAGCCCCCAGCUCUCUGCCUCUGGCCAGCAGCCUGGACCUGCGGAGCUACCUGAGGAACACAGCGCCUCCCACUGGGCUGGCGUCAGCGCUGCCACAGCCUGGGAACCAGCAGGAGGAUCUCUCCGUGUCCAGAGUGUCUGGUAGCACACGCUCCGACCAGCUGUUGAACGUGUCUCGUCUGGCCCGCUACCAUAUCCAGCGUCUGCCUCCUGCUAACAAGCCAGCAUGUUGCUCCUCCUAUCCUGUGUUGUGAACACCCACUGGAAACACCAUCAAGUAGUCUUUUGACAUAUAUUAAAUAGGCAGUCCCAAGUAAGUAUUUGAAAGGGCUGAAAAGAAGUUUGGCACCAAUUGGCCCUCCAAUAAAAGCUGAUGUAAACCAAGCAGUGUAAACCAUUAUUUUAACGUUUAACAGAACUUUUAUUGAUUACAAAAUUGUACAUCUGUGUUGUAGAUUUUGCUGUUGAAAAUGUUUUUUGUUUGUUUUGUACUACUGAAAUUGCUAUCGAGUAAAACUAAGUGUUUUUAAAGUUG
This is a messenger RNA of Hypomesus transpacificus, 1724 nucleotides long. It is a transcript of the gene miip, whose product is annotated as migration and invasion inhibitory protein. The record is from RefSeq and is a predicted model, not a curated record. Lineage: Eukaryota; Metazoa; Chordata; Actinopteri; Osmeriformes; Osmeridae. The coding region runs from base 118 to 1443 and encodes 441 amino acids. Gene Ontology annotation, biological process: negative regulation of cell migration; negative regulation of G2/M transition of mitotic cell cycle. The transcript is spliced from 9 exons.